GGAGCUGCGGAAGGAAGCUUGCUCGUGAUUUACUUGGCUACAGUGUUAGGACAAGAAAAGAGGCAUGUGAGAAUGGUCUUUUCUCAACAUGAAGGGUAUGAUGAUCAGAGUAAGAAUGGAAAUUGGAGUAAGCCUACAUUCUGGAAUGCAACUAGGCCUACAACUCCAAACAUUAAGCCUACUCGUCUACCCUGACUGCACAGCAACAUGACUACACUAACUAGCAACUUACGCAGUCAAUGGUAGUACUUAACACAAACACAGGGCCUUUUGCCUUUCUUUUAGACUGCUAUGCAUUUCAUCCUUGCGCCUACAUGCUCGAUUAUGUUGUCCAGUAGAUGGCGGUAUGCGCUUUGCAGGCGUAACCCGCCAACAAAAAUCGACGAAGAAGAAGUAGAAGACAAGACGCAAAGCAUAUUUUCUGUGGUUUGUACUGCAUUUGUCAUUUGUUGUCAUAGUUUGGGAAGCAACAAUAAGCUGAAGCUCGUCACAAAACUGCUGAUAUAGUACGUUACCCUGUUCAGAAGGUUACGCCGAAGUGACUUUAACCUUGCUGAUGACAUUUCGAAAUUUGACGCAGUAUCCUCUGACAUUUCCCGCAAUUCCCUGUGACAUUAUGAAUCUCAGCAUCAGGACUGACCAUGACGAGCAGUCGAACACAACUAAUGUCACAUGUGACUAAACAUGGUUCUACGACGACCAAGUAUCGAGAGUAAGCGACGCCGAGCAAUCUUAGCUGUUGAUGUACAAGUGUUUUUUGAUUCUGUAAAUGACAAACAAUUGUUUGUCUUUCAUCGGACAACUUGUGAACAAGUGAGGGAUCACAGAGAGAUCUGGAGUUCAUUCAUCACGUCAUUUGGAGUCAUGGAAUCUGCAAAAAUACCAUCACCGAUAGCGAGGAUUGCCCUUGUUCUUUCAGCGCUAGGUUGCAGUAUCGUAUAUGUGAACGUUGAAGCUUUAGACCUGGUCACAAAAGUAAUCGGAGACGGUCAUGAGUGUCGCGGCAGGGUGGAGAUCAAUCACGAAGGACAGUGGGUGACCGUUUGUAACCGUGGCUGGGACAUGAGCGAUACCCGGACAGUGUGCAGGGAAGUGGGGUGCUGGCUUGCCUCCCUGCCCAGCGGCUUCAAAUUUAGCCCCAGCAGAGCCGUGUGGCUGAACCAUGUCAGUUGCACAGGUGAAGUUCCCGACCUGACGCACUGCUUGCAUUCCAACAGGAAUUGUACCAUCCUUGAAGAAGCCAUGAUGGACUGCUCAGGGAAGCCUGUACUGUCCAUUCUGUCCCCAUUCACUGCCUUCCAAGUGGGUGAGGCCAUACAUUUCAGCUGCACGGCCCCAAGUGGGCCCAAGUUCCUCAACUUCCACCUGUACAAGAAGGGUGUCGAAACUCCUCUUGUGACGCAGAGGGCUGACAACGGACAGAGGAGAAUGGAGCUGACCCUUACUGAUGUGGAGGUCGGACACCAGGGCACGUAUAGCUGUGUCAACAGUGAUCGGAGGAGCUCGCACCCUCCCAAGCGCAUGUACCACAGUAACUACAUUGACAUUGCAGUAGUGGAGCUUAACCGGCCACAGAUCUGGUACAACACGUCCAUGGAAGUGCCCUCUGGGUGGGUGUUCAAGGGAGAGAGCUUCAGCAUCACCUGCUCCACCAAUCCCCUGUACCCAGGCGGCUCCUUUCAGCUGCGGCUGAUCCGGCCCAACGGCACCGUGCGCCACUCUCUGCCGGCUCUCACAUCCGCUGUGACCUUCAACUUCAGCAACGCGCAGACCCUGAACGAGGGCUACUACUGCUGCCAGUACAAAGUCCAGAUGGGCAAGCGUAUGUUGGCCUCCCGAGAGAGUCAGCCUCUCCCCAUUUCUGUCAGAGCAGACACAGACCUGGCCAUGAGUCCUGUGAUGAUCAGUUUGCUGGUAUCAGGGUUGACCUUCGUUGUGGCCACCUUUAUCAUCCUGAUUGUGUUCAGAAUACUCUCCAAGAGGAAGAGAAAACUUACAGAAUUAGAAAGAGAGAGCAGAACUUGUGUAGACAAUACAUACAUCGCACUGACAACUAUAAAAUAGCAGGACAACGAAACAGAACGGAACCAAA
This is a messenger RNA of Alosa sapidissima (American shad), 2092 nucleotides long. RefSeq lists its product as uncharacterized. Gene Ontology annotation, cellular component: membrane. The coding region runs from base 685 to 2064 and encodes 459 amino acids. The record is from RefSeq and is a predicted model, not a curated record. NCBI's taxonomy places the organism in Eukaryota, Metazoa, Chordata, Actinopteri, Clupeiformes, Clupeidae. The transcript is spliced from 7 exons.